AAGUCCAAAAAAUGUCUAGAGAGAGAAAAUCCCAAAAAAUGUCUAGAGUGAGAAAUUCCGAGCAUUAUCCUUGUGCGUGUCAUCUGCGUAGGGAAGAAAAAUUGAUGGACUUCUGGGGACUAAGACAAACCUCAGACGCAUUCCAUGCCAUGACGAACCUUCUCAUCAUUUUCCCUUCCCCCUCCCUCUCUCUCUCUUACUUUCUCUCUCUUUUGCUUGAGUAACGUGCUGAUCAUUUCCCUCUCUCUCUCUCUCUCUUUCUUUCUUUCUCUGAAUCUUAUAAAGGCCUUUGCAUAUGCUUUCCUUCUUUCAUUGCGCGCACGAAUCCAACGGUCACUGCAACGGCUCUCCGGCGACAAUCCCUGCGUAAAAACCGCUUUCCAAUUUCAAAAAUAGGGCAUUAAACCCUAUCACCUUUUUCCCUCUCAUCCCAUUCCCUCUCUGUCUCUACCUUCUCUGCAACUCUCUCCCUCUAUCUCUCUUCUGUUCCUGUAAUCCGUCUGAUCUCUGAUAUUCUGUAUUCCCUAGGUCUGUUUCGUUCGAUCUCUCUCACUCUCUGCAAUUAUUUCACUCUCUCUCUCUCUCUCUAUAUAUAUAUAUAUAUAUAUCUUGUAACGAUUCAAGCACUAAUUUAUUUGUGGUGCUUGGGGCCAUGAAUUUAGAGGAUGAUGUUGAACAAUGAGAAACAGAGGGUUCUGGCUAGAACAAGAAGCAGGAGAUGGCGCCAUGGAAGAGCGGGCACCAUAAUAUUCUCGAUUCUCUCUCUCCUCCUUGCCACGUCGGCGUGGUUCUCUCUUAUCUUCUCGGGAACCAGAGGCCGCCAUUGUUGGCACCAGUUUAAGGAAUGGGAGGGUAGCCCCUUAGCUUUUCCAUGGCAGCCACGAGAACCCAUCCCUCGCGCGGACCAAAACCCUAAUCCAAACCCCAACUCUAAUUUCGUCCAUGAAAGCUCAAAUUCAACUAGUGACCUUUCUCUAAAGCACAUUCUUUUUGGGAUCGCUGGUUCAUCUCAGCUAUGGAACAAGAGGAAAGAGUUUGUCAAGCUAUGGUGGAGGCCUAGCGAGAUGCGAGGCCAUGUAUGGCUUGAAGAAGAGGUUCCCUGGGAUGAUUCAUUGCCUCAAAUUAGGGUUUCAGAGGACAUUUCAAGGUUCAGUUACACAAACCCCACAGGCCAUCCUUCUGGCCUCAGGAUCUCUAGAAUUGUCACAGAGAGCUUCAAAUUGGGGUUACCAGAUGUUCGGUGGUUUGUUCUUGGAGACGAUGACACCAUUUUUAACCCUGAUAAUUUGCUUGGGGUUUUGAAGAAGUAUGACGAUUCUGAGAUGUUUUAUAUUGGGGGCCCCUCUGAAAGUCACUCUGCAAAUACUUAUUUUAGCCAUUCAAUGGCUUUUGGGGGAGGAGGAAUAGCCAUCAGUUAUCCUCUUGCCGCCGCACUUUGGAGGAUGCAAGAUGAGUGUUUAGAGAGAUAUCCAAAGCUUUAUGGGAGUGAUGAUCGCCUCCAUGCCUGUAUCUCUGAGCUUGGGGUACCCCUAACAAGAGAAUAUGGAUUUCAUCAGUGGGAUAUCAGGGGAAGUGCCCAUGGCCUUUUGGCUGCUCACCCAGUUGCUCCAUUUGUUUCCAUUCAUCAUGUGGAAGCUGUCGACCCUAUCUUUCCUGGCGCAAAUUCUCUUGAUAGCUUGAAGCUAUUCACAAGGGCCAUGAAGAUUGAUCCAAGGAGUUUCUUACAGAGAUCAAUUUGCUAUGAUAGACAAAGGCGGUUAACCUUCUCGGUUUCCCUCGGUUAUGCAGUUCAAGUGUUCCCCAGCAUUGUCCUUCCUCGAGAACUUGACAGAGCUGAACAGACGUUUUUGGCAUGGAACAGGUUGGGCCACAGGAAUGAGUUUGAUUUUGAUACAAGGGAUUCCUAUCGAUCUACAUGCAAAAGGCCGGUGAUUUUCUAUUUGAAAGACAUUGGCAAAAAUGAAAAUGUUACAGUGGGAUCCUACAAUAGAUUGAAAGGCAAGGAUGAUUUGAAAAGGAAGGUCUUGUGCUUCCCAAGGUCACUUCCUCUUCAUGAAGUGCUGGAUAUCCAAGUGACAAGCAAUCCCCUGACUGAGAAAUGGGCAAAGGUACCAAGGCGACUGUGCUGUAAAGUGAACCAGAAGAGCAAUAAUCGUUUGGGAUUGACCGUGGGGCAAUGUGAGCAAGGGAAGCUUUCGUCUUUCACGGAUAGCAUGUGACUGCUGAUCACACUGAUACCAUCCGGUGCCCGAUGUCCUAGGUGCUGGGCACUGGGAGCAAGGACGGCUGCAAGCGUUUUCUGAAACAUUGGAUGUCGGUCUCACCUGAGGUAAGAAAGAGUAAAAAAUACUCUGGAACAAGCUUGUAUGUGGUGUGGAGACUGGAGACAACUCUGUCCCUCUUGCCCUAGGUGCGAUGACACCCACUCUUGAGGAUGUGACUCGCAUCCUUGAGAUAAAUAGUGAUGUGGAACGACUACUGAGUUUCCCUAUACACACUUCUGGGACAGAACAUUGUCUAGUUAAAAUUAUCUUAGGAAGAAAGCUCAGAUUAGUUAGGGAUGCCAUCUGACUUAGCUGGUUAGAGGAUAGGUUGGGACGUGGUUCUAGGGAAGAGGGGAAGACAUCCUCGACACAUUGGAGAGGACAGGGAGGAUGAGGCUGUGGAGGGGGUAUUUUAAGUGGAGGAUUUUGUUGAUGGGUUCUGCAUUUCUUCUAGUAUUGAGGGGCCCGGGCAAAGUUUACAGGAGAGGCUUGUGAUCCUUUGAGGUCUGUGAGCAUCUAUUUGAGCUUGUAGAACUACUACCAUAAAGGAACUAGGCGGAGAGCCAGAUAUUUUGAGUAUCCAGCAGGCCUAUGUUGUGAUUAUGGCCCUUUGAAGAGGAGCAGUAAUUGAAAUCCCCCUUGAUCGAAUGAACACCAUGCAAGAGCUGCUACAGAUCAGCCCACAACGAAUCCCACUAGACAGGGAAGGAGGCAAGAGAAUGACCUAGGAAGAUAGCACAUAAUUGAUUCUUCUUCUCUCUCCAAAGGUGUGAAUGGCUCUAACGUUUCCUUUAGGGUUAACUCUAAAGGAACCAAUACCCUUAAACCUUAAGUUUAAAGUUUAAACCUUAGAUUUGCUCAAGUUCAAGCCUAUAAUCCAUCUCAUCAUUAUCUUGUUGGAACCUUUUUGAUUCCAACAAGCUUUAACCCCUUUAGAAACCUUAAAACCUAUGCUAAACUUGCCUUAACCCUAUCCCUCCUCACAACCCUUAAGUCUAAACCUUGUUCUAUCUUCAUAAGGUCCAAACCUUUAUGUCCCAGUCCUUGUAGGAACCUAAACGCCUUAGAACUCCUACAUCCUAACUUAAUUGGAAUUCCUAAUUGUACAUAAACCCUUUCUUCAGUACCCAACCUUGUGUGUCAGACAUGUUUAAGCGCCAUACCCCUUGAUCCUACAUCAAUGCGGCUAUGUACCUUUUCUUUUUAAUUAAUUUUUAUUUUUUUUAGGGGAUGGUGUGGAUAGACAAUUGAGCAAUGCCAAUGGAAAGAGCUCAAAGUUGCUUUCUACCAAGAUAUUGCUGACCUGGUUGUUUAUUUGUGAGGCUUGUCAGAUAUGAGAAAUCAUAAUUGAGAGUCACUUUCAGUAUUA
Molecule: messenger RNA, 3633 nt
Organism: Amborella trichopoda
Lineage: Eukaryota; Viridiplantae; Streptophyta; Magnoliopsida; Amborellales; Amborellaceae
Source: RefSeq, a predicted model, not a curated record